GUGAACUUCCAGUCGGAUUUACCUGCCUGUCAAUUCCACCACAUAACAUCAGCGCGCAAGAAAUAAAUCAACCACAUAGAACUGCCAUCUUCGGUCACCGUCACCCAUUACUGUAUCUCUUUUUUUCUCUCUGCGGGGUAAACGGAUCUCGAAACGCUGCGCUGCCUCGUGUCCCACCACCACCAACCACUACCUCCAACGGGUCCCGAACACACUCCUUCUCAGCCUGACUGCGCUCAGAAGCCUCAAGAUGUUCGCAGCAAAGAGAUUAGGCAAGGAACUCCAAAAGGCCAAAUAUCUCCCUCCGGGCAUUGACCUGGUCAAAGCCGACGACUUUAAAGAAUGGCAGGUUGACAUUCGGGUCCUCGACUCCAACCCCUUGUAUCUCAAUCAGAUAUAUCGCCUCAGUUUCAUCUUCACCAACAAUUACCCGAUAGAACCGCCCGAAGUAACAUUCAUCUACGUCCCGCCGUCGUCUUCUUCCUCUACCGAACCGAUCUCAAAUACCCAGACACAUGCGCAGUCACCGCCACAGUCGCAGCCGCAGUCGCAAACCACCACCACACCCAACACCGGCCGACCCAUACCUAUCCACCCUCACAUCUACAGCAAUGGAAUCAUCUGUCUGGACCUCCUCGGAAGCGCGGGUUGGUCACCCGUGCAGUCCGUCGAGAGCGUUUGCAUGAGCAUACAGAGCAUGUUGACCGGCAACACCAAGAACGAACGACCGCAAGGGGACGAGGCGUUUUGUCAAAGUAUGGGAGUGCGAGGACCCAACGGAUGGACCAGGAGCGAGCGUGGAAGAGGCCUGAGGGGUGUACGGUUCGCCUACGAUGACGAUACAGUAUGAGUCAUGAUCGAUCGAAGCAAGUAAAGGAUGGCGUGGAGUUUGGAUAUCUCAAAGGGUUAAGAAAUCACAUCCUGGCGAACAAAGGGGGGGGGGGAG
Messenger RNA from Exophiala oligosperma, 946 nucleotides. RefSeq lists its product as uncharacterized. Gene Ontology annotation, molecular function: ubiquitin conjugating enzyme activity. The transcript has 4 exons. Lineage: Eukaryota; Fungi; Ascomycota; Eurotiomycetes; Chaetothyriales; Herpotrichiellaceae. The record is from RefSeq and is a predicted model, not a curated record. Gene Ontology annotation, cellular component: nucleus. The coding region runs from base 251 to 850 and encodes 199 amino acids. Gene Ontology annotation, biological process: protein polyubiquitination; proteasome-mediated ubiquitin-dependent protein catabolic process.